AAAUCGACUGCUUUGGAUGGAAUGCUCUAUGGACUGCUCUGUCUACUGCCGCGAGUCGGACAAUUUUAUAUAUUUCAUGACGUCAAUGACGUUUAGUGACGGUUAGGGAGUUUCUUCAAGUGUGGCAGUUAUGCCCUACAGUCAACUGUUCAUAACAGUACGACGGCUGAACAAUUAAACUCGUUUUUAGUCAAUUGUACCAACGCAUAUGAUUUAGCAACGGAAUCCCAGAAGGAUAUCCUUUUUAAAUACAUCCUUUGCCAACUGCAGGGCAAGGCUGAAUUAGCCUGCACCAUCAAAGAGUUCACCAACUGGCAUCAAUUGAAAGAGAACAACUUUUCUUGGAGUACAUUAAGAAAUGUUAUGAAACAUUUAAAUUUCAAAUAUGUCACAAAAUCAAGACAAAGCAUUUUAAUUGACAGACAGGACAUUGUUUUAUGGCGCCAGCGAUACCUUCGAAAAAUUAAAGAGUAUAGAAGGGAAGAAAGGUAUAUUUAUUACCAAGAUGAAACCUGGAUCAACGAAGGUCAUACCUCGAAAAAGGCAUGGAUUGACCAGACGGUGUUAUCGUGCCGCCAGGCCUUCCUAGAUGGCUUGACCACUGGCUUAAAACAGCCUUCAGGAAAGGGCAAACGCUUAAUUAUCGGUCAUAUAGACGGGGUAGAAGGAUUCGUAGAAGACAGCUUAUUAAUAUUUGAAGCAAAAAAAAAACUAACGAGCAAAAAUGUUUCAUUUGAAGAUGGAAUGGUUAAAGCUACUCUUAUAGACAUUGUACGGCAGCACAGAGAAGAACAUUGCGAAAAGUAUGUUGUGGACGAGAUGGCAGCGCAGCACGGCAUAAUUGUUUUACGUCUGCCCCCAUACCAUUGUGAGCUCAAUCCUAUUGAGUUGGUAUGGGCGCAAGCUAAAGGAUAUGUUGCAAAAAAUAAUAAAACAUUCAAAAUGGCAGAAGUGAAAAAACUUUUUGAAGAAGGACUGCAAAAUAUCACUUGUGAAAAAUGGAGUAGCUGGGUGUCUCACAUAAUUAAAGAAGAAGAAAAAAUGUAUGGUCUCGACGACAUGAUUGAUAAUGAUUUAUUUACAUUACAUUUACAGAUUUAUUAUUAA
Papilio machaon (common yellow swallowtail) is the source of this 1107-nucleotide messenger RNA. RefSeq lists its product as uncharacterized. The record is from RefSeq and is a predicted model, not a curated record. NCBI's taxonomy places the organism in Eukaryota, Metazoa, Arthropoda, Insecta, Lepidoptera, Papilionidae. Gene Ontology annotation, molecular function: nucleic acid binding. The transcript has 3 exons. Bases 364 to 1107 code for a protein of 247 amino acids.